Messenger RNA from Sclerotinia trifoliorum, 2606 nucleotides. The record is from the annotation of a GenBank genome assembly. NCBI's taxonomy places the organism in Eukaryota, Fungi, Ascomycota, Leotiomycetes, Helotiales, Sclerotiniaceae.
AAGUUGGUAGCGAUGUAACAGCAGGCACAUGAACAACAACAACAGUAAUAAUCUUUGGGCUUCUGACAAACAAAACCGGAGGCUCACAUUCAACACCUCAAAGGUUAACGGUCCCACCUCCAUCUGGGUACAUGCAACAUGUCCCUCGCAUCUAAGACCCUCUGGAGGGCUGGACCGCUGCCAAAACCUUUAGCCUCAAUCGUCCACUUUCGACAAUCCGGAAACCUAUUGUACCAACCACAGUCACGGGACAAUUCAACGAUUUCCCGAGGCAAACGCAUACAUAUUGCUGGUGCACAUCAUUUACAGACACUCAUUGCCAAUGCUCUCGCCCAAUCUGCAAAUCCCAGAAAAAACCCAAUAACCCUGAUGGUACCCCGCAAUCAGUAUAUCCAGCAUUAUGUGGAUACCGAAGGCAAGCUUCAAAUCAUCAGAAAUGGCGUGGCCAUGACCGUGGUAGGAGCUGUUGACAUAGAAGUUCUCCCUUUUGAAAUGGAAUCAAGUGUUCCCGCGCAAACAUUUCCUCCUGCCAAAAGCCUAAGGUUCAAACGUCUAUUGAUGGAUACUGGCCCGGAUGAAGAAGCUUUUUCACUCGAUGAUCUCCCCUCGCUACUUGAGAAUGGACCUAUCCUUGAAGAGAAAAAGAGAUCGAAGAAGCCGGCUCGAUUACCAAUCUCAGAUAUCAAGAUCUACGAUCUAUCAUAUUUUCUCGAAUUGCACUCAUUACUCUGUGAUCCGAUAACGCCAAGUAGGAAUGUGGUAACGGAACAAGUAGCAGAAAUUCGGCCACCGCCAAAAGAGUCAGAAAUCAAGGCUGUGCCUGUGACUCAGUUGGCCAAAAUCAAUACUGAUCCUAUUGAUCACUUAAUCUUCGCUGAGCGACCUAGGGAACUGAUCAGUUUUUUCAGCAACAUUAAAGAUAGACUUCAUCCAUCCUCUGUGGUGAUGGUAAUUGGAAACAAUCCCGGUCUAGUUCAAACUCUAUACGACGAAGUGUUUCCCGAUGUAUCAAAACGACCCAAUUUCGUCGAAUGUGCUAAUGGGGUGUAUAUGGGUGAAGCCGCCAUCGAAGGGUUUUGGGAUUCGCUUCGCUCCGUCUCGUUAAACGUAGCACAACUCUCAGUAGGGCCACUGGCACGAACUGUAGACGAUGGUCAGAGUCCAGGUGAGGUGGAAAGGAGAGAGGAGGAAGCUAAGUAUCUUGUUGAGAGAGUACUCAAAGCACCUACACUUGGCGCGACACCUAUAAGCAGGGCUGUACUAGAAAGAUAUAAAUUGAGGAAACUGGUCACACGAUCUGUCGUUUAUCCUCUCACGGUUGCGUUCAAUUGUAUGAUGGGUGAAAUAUUUUCAACUGAAGAACGAGUGGCAGAAGCCCGGCUUUUAUUUGAGGAAGCUUGUGCAGUAGUGCAAGCCGUGGAUCCAGUAUUGACCCCCCAGAUUCUGUUAAAUAACUUACUAUGGGCAGUGGUCAGAGCACCAAACAUACGUCCUGUUAUGUUAAAGCGUGUCGACCUUGGUCAUGACACGAAUGUUGAUCUAGACAACGGUUUCAUCAUAAAGUAUGGAAGGGGCAUGACUCCUACUCAUGAAAAGUAUACAAAAAUCGUCAAGGACAGAGCAACGGAAUCGGCAAGAGCUAUUGCAGCCGAAAAGGAGGAGACUGCGAGGGCAGAAGCGCGACUUAGAAUUGCAAAAGAGGUAGCCGCUAAGAGAAAGGAUGAGAGAGAAAAGAGACUCGAGUUCUUAGAUUCCAAGGAUAUCAUCGGAAAAAGCUUUAAGAGAUUAACCUUCGGGGAAAAGGUUGAGGCCCCGUUGAAUGUCCCAACUGAAGCAUACUUUAAAACUAGAACCCCUAUAGAGGCUGCGAGUGUUUGGGGAAACUUAGUAGCUCCUCCUAGCAAAAUAGUGAAGGAAGGAGAUGAGAGUGACCCGUCAGGUCAUGUUGAGAGAAAUGGAGAUGACGUAGAGAAAGCUAGCGAGUUAGGCCUAGACAAUGUGGGAAGUGGAGGUGAGGAGAAAGCACAGACAUAAAAUGCCUAAACAGGCUGAGGUGCAGGUGGAACGACGUAUGGGCAUGCGAAUGAACAAAACGUUAUGAAUUUCCACAAGAAAUGUUGUGGGUCACAGAAAUGGCGAUUCUAUAAUCUGGGAAUCUUCUCCUGGCUCCUGUUCGUCCAAGUGCACUGGAUGUCGCGAUCGGAUUGUCUUCCAAGUCUCCACGAAUUAGAUUGUGAGAUACUUUCUUGUGCCGAGGAGUUACGGCAUGGGACUAGAUCUUAUUUGCAGGCCAAAGAUAUAGAACUAAGUCAGCAUGCGAAUCAAUUCACACCUUUGGCUUCAUUUUAUUUUGUUGCGCUCAAGCCAACGUCUCUAUGUAACUGCUUUAGCCUAUCUAGUCAUUUCUAGAUAUGCAAUGGGAAAAGGUCUUGUUCAAGUAUCUUUAGCGAGUCAAUGAAUCAAAAUUACACCUUAGAUUAAUGGGAGUUUUGAUCGUCUUGGAUGUAUAUGUUACAUACCAGUGAGUAUAAUACAUUUUAAGUGAAGACUCGGAUUAUUAGAUGAUUCCUAUAAAGUAGAUGAGAUGAACGCAGGAUGAGUAGAAC